Messenger RNA from Schistocerca cancellata (South American locust), 2683 nucleotides. RefSeq lists its product as uncharacterized. The transcript has 3 exons. NCBI's taxonomy places the organism in Eukaryota, Metazoa, Arthropoda, Insecta, Orthoptera, Acrididae. The record is from RefSeq and is a predicted model, not a curated record. Bases 403 to 924 code for a protein of 173 amino acids.
AUUCUAUACAAUGAAGUAUCACUUCGAUAACACAGAGUAGGAGUUUUGUACAAAAUGUAACCCAAGUACAUAUCGCUACCUUAGAAGAAAAUCGGCACAACUCAAAAAAUGCUGAUUUUUCGCUCAUGUCAUCAACAAAACGAGAAAGUGGAAUACUUUUAUGUGGAAGAGUGUCACAAACGUAACUGGCAUUAUUUGUCCACUAGAGAGCAGUUAUGACAGUGAUGCAUUAACAGAACCUAUACCAACAAUUGGAAAAAGAGUGUCGCAUUGUCAGUUGUGCAGAAGCUUUCGGCCAGUGCUCAUGCGGAUGUUGGAAGAAAAGAGUCACAUUUUGAAUAGUGCUUGUGUUCUCCAUGUGAAAUUGCAAUGUCAGCUAGUUCAUGAAGUCCACUAAUUGUCAUGUUAGCUGUCAAACGAAAUGAUCAAAAUGCUACAAUUAGGGAGCUUCAACAUCCAAACAAUUCUGAAGAAAAUGUACAGCAUAUUAUGACCAGCUCUCAAGCUGUUCCAAUACACUGUGGUGAUACUGAGGUUUUACAAGGCAGAAGCGUUUUGAAUGAUUCUGGUGAUCAGAAUGAUAACAACCUCAGCAGAUACACAUCUGCUAAAAACGAUUGUAGUGAUCCAGGUGAAAACAGUACCUCCAUGUUUUUAAAGAGUGUUGCAGAUAGACUUUUUGAAGAUUUUGAUUCCGAUGACACAGAUGCUGACCCUAACUUUGUUGCCUAUUCUAGUGACUCAUCAUCCACUUCAAAUUCACAAUCUGCUCAAAGAAUUACAAAGUCUAAACAAGGGGGAAGAAAAGGUAAAAGUAAAGUGUUAUUCCCAUGUAAAUCUGAGAAUAAAACUCGAAAGACAAAGAGGAAUGUUGACAAAUGCAAAAAAAAAAAAAAAAAAAAAAAAACAAAAGCAAAAUUCUAAGGAAAUGUGGUAAAAUUAUAAGUCUACAAAGAAAAUACAAAAUGACAAUGGAACAAUUGAAAGGACUCUAGUAAUGAGAGAAAAUCAGAAAAUGAUGCCUCCAUGUGGGGAAAAGUGUCACCUUAGAUGUUCAAAAAAAUUUUCUGAUGAAGAGAGACAAAAUAUUUUUCAGGAUUACUGGAAAAUGGGAGACUUACAGAGGCAACAUGAUUACAUCACUAUUAACAUGACAACCACACAGCCAAGGAACCGCUAUCAGAAGGAAGAUAAUCGCCGCCGUCUUAACACUGCUUUUUAUUUUGAUCAUAAUAGUGAAAAAGCAAGAGUUUGUAAACAGUUUUUUACUGCUACUUUAGGUAUAAGCGGACAAAUGGUUAGAACUGUUGAGGAAUAGAGAAUUUCUGUUCAAGGAGGAGUUAUUUCCACGGAUUUACAGGGAAAACAUGGUAAACGACUGACUGUGUCAACAGAAAUAAAAUAAAACCUUAAAAAACGUAUCAGCUCAAUUCCAAAGAUUCCUAGUCACUACUGCCAUGCCAGAACUUCUAUAGAAUGCAUUGAAGGUUGUAAAACAAUAAGUGACCUUUAUGGAGAUUAAAAAUCUGUGUAAAGAAGAAAAGUUGGAGUAUGGUAAGUACCUCAUUUAUUACACAGUUUUUACCAAAGAAUUUAAUCUGGCUUUUUUUUACCCCAAAGAAGGAUCAGUGUGAGCUCUGCACCAAGUUUGAAAAUGCAUCUAAUAAAGAAAAAAAAAAAAAAAAUUUGCAGUGCGAUAUGAGAACCAUUUGAAAGAGAAAGAUCUGUCACAAAUUGAGAAAGAGAAAGAUAAGAAAUCUAGUAAUAUAGUAGCAGUGUAUGACUUACAAGCUGUAUUACCAUGUCUUGUGGGUGAUGCCUCAAUGUUUUACUACAUUUCCUAACUGAACAUUUCCAAUUUCACAAUUUUUCAGCUUAACACAAAUUACAUUAAUUGCUGUGUUUGGCACAAAGGACAAGCAAAUCAAGGUUCUGUUGAAAUUACUUCCUGUGUAUGACAUUAUUUAGAACAACUGCAUCAAGAAAGGGAUAAUGAGUCAUUUUUUAUUCAGAUAAGUGUGCCAGUCAAAAUAAAAAUAAAAACAUUAUUACUAUGUACUGUAAAGCCAUACUGACUUUCAAGUGGAUUAACGCCAUAAUGCACAAAUAUUUAAUCUCUGGGCAUACCCAAAAUGGGGAAGACAGUGUAUGUUCUAAUAUUGAGAAACAGAUCAGGAAAGCUUGAAAAUCUGGUCCUAUCUAUGUUUCUCAUCAUUAUGUAAGCCUAAUAAGGUCAGCAAAAAAAUCUGGCAUGCCAUAUAUUGUGCAUGAGCUUUGUUAUGAUGAUUUUUAUUACUUUCAAAAUUAAGGCAUGGAGAUCAAUAAAAGGAAUACUGACAAAGAAAUAUUCAAUAUUUCUGAAGUUAAGAUUUUUAGGGUCGACCAAGAUAAACAAAAUGAGUUGAUGUAUAAGAACUCUUAUAGUGAACAAGAUUUUAAAGUAGUAUUAUUAACCAAUAAUCAUAAAACAACUCAAUAACAAACAUCACAACUGACAAGCAGAAGAUGUGUCUGGCAAAAGCCUAUAAUGCUAAGAAAUGUGUAUCAGAUACUAAAAAGGCUGAACUGUUGCAGUUAAUACAUAAAAAUAUAGUUCCAAAAUUUUAUUUUGAUUUUUUUAAUAACUUGUAGGUUAAUUUUUCUGUGCUAACUAUUUUAUGUAAAAUGUAAAACAAACCAAAAA